Messenger RNA from Diorhabda carinulata, 9627 nucleotides. Its product is annotated as protein spinster. Gene Ontology annotation, biological process: transmembrane transport. The record is from RefSeq and is a predicted model, not a curated record. Gene Ontology annotation, cellular component: membrane. NCBI's taxonomy places the organism in Eukaryota, Metazoa, Arthropoda, Insecta, Coleoptera, Chrysomelidae. Gene Ontology annotation, molecular function: transmembrane transporter activity. The transcript has 10 exons. Bases 540 to 2051 code for a protein of 503 amino acids.
UAAGAUUGUCUACAGAUUUUAAGCAUUAGUUUGUGAUUGUGAUAUGUAAUUUAACAAAGGAAAUAAUAAGUAAUACAAGUGUCAGUCAUCCGUUUGUAUUAAAAAGUGUUGGGAGUACAACUAACUAAUAUUAAAUUUUACGUAUUUGCUAAUAUACCUACAAGAAAAUAACGGAAUUCCUAACCUAUUUAUCAUGAAGUGCUCAGAACUGAGAUUUGUGUAGUGAUGUAAAAUUCUACAGACAUAGACAUAGCAUCAAUACUUUAAUAAUAGCCAUUACAUUAAGAAACAUGAUUUUUUAAUGGAUUUUAUGACUACUUACGAUUCAUUGCUUAUAUUUCCAGGUGCAUAUUUACAAUCCCUUUUUAACAUAGUACGAAACAGUGAACGAGAAUUUCGGUAAACGCGUAAUCAUCAGGUGAUUCUUAGCGCAUGCUCAUUCGAGAUUUGAAUAGAACCGCCAACAUGGAUAACCGGCUUGAAUCUCAUUUUAUUUCAAACUGUCAAGAAUUUAGGUUAGUUAGUGCUUACCGGUUAUCAUGCCGUCGGAAAAAUUAGAGAAAGUUGUUAUGAAACCUUUUAAAAUGGAUCCAGCUCAAAAUAAUUCUCAACAAGAACUAGUAAGGGAAAAUCCAGAAAAUGAAAGGAGAAUGCGAGAUGUUACUUUUCGCGAGUGGGUUGUUGUUGCAAUAUUGUGUUUUGUCAAUUUAAUAAACUAUAUGGAUAGAUUUACUAUUGCAGGAGUCUUGGACAAAGUAAAAUUAUACUACGGCAUUCAGAAUGAUUCGGGGGGAUUACUGCAAACCGCUUUUAUACUCAGUUAUAUGUUAUUUGCUCCUAUAUUUGGAUACCUAGGAGACAGAUAUAACAGAAGAUACAUUAUGGCCUUUGGAGUAUUAAUGUGGAGCGUUACAACUUUAUGUGGAUCAUUUAUGACGAAUUUCUAUUGGUUCAUUUUUUUCCGGGCGUUAGUCGGAAUAGGAGAAGCAAGUUAUUCAACCAUUGCUCCAACAAUAAUUAGCGAUUAUUUCGUGGGAGAUAUUCGAUCCAAAAUGUUGGCAAUAUUUUAUUUUGCCAUUCCUGUAGGAAGUGGUAUGGGCUAUAUUAUAGGCUCUGAAACUGCCGAUUUACUGGGGCAAUGGCAAUGGGCACUACGUGUAACACCUGCCUUAGGGGUUGCAGCUGUUUUACUUAUUUUAUUUAUACUGAAUGAUCCUGAAAGAGGCCAAAGCGAAUGCAGUACUCACAUGGAACCUACUCCUUGGUUAGAGGAUCUCAAGGAUAUCGUUCGCAACCGAAGUUUCAUGUACUCUACAGCUGGAUUCACUUGUGUAGCCUUUGUAGCAGGUGCAUUAUCCUGGUGGGGUCCAUUGUUUAUUGAAAAAGGCUUAAAACUACAGUCUAAUACGGAUGUUGAUUCUGACAACGUACCAUUCAAAUUUGGCGUCAUAUCAAUGUUAGCAGGUCUUUUGGGUGUACCUUUUGGCAGUUAUGUUGCACAAAAAUUGCGUGGCAGGUAUCGACGGAUCGAUGCCAAUAUUUGCGCAUUUGGUUUAUUGACAUCUGCUCCUCUGGUAUUCCUGGUCUGCGUAACCGCCAAGUACAAUGUUUCAUUAUGUUUCACACUCGUUUUUUUUGCCGAGUUUUUCUUCAACCUCACUUGGUCUAUUAUCGCAGAUAUACUUUUGUACGUUGUGUUACCUACAAGAAGAUCUACAGCAGAAGGUUUUCAACUUCUAUUUUCCCAUGCCUUGGGCGAUGCUGGUAGUCCAUACUUAAUAGGAGUGCUCUCUGAAUUAUUCAAAACAUAUCUCCAAUCAAGAUCAAGCUCAAAUUCAACCACAAAGGAUGAUGAGAUUGAAUUCACAUCUUUACAAUACGCCCUCUUUUCAACGUGUUUUGUUGAAAUUAUGGGUGGACUAUUUUUCAUAGUCACCGCAUUUUACAUAGUACAAGAUAAAAAGAAAGUUGACGAUGCAGUUCACGGACAACUUCCUACUGAUCGUAACCACUCAGAGCAGCAAGAGCAGUUACAAGUGGAUUCUUAUUAAAACUUUGAAAUCCUCCGCCAAUUCACGACAGCUUCUAGUAAACAAUCAAGACAAUGAUCACAAUAUUUCUUGAUCAUUCCUGUAUUAAGUAUCGAGAGGAUAUAAUAUGAGUGUAAUCCAUUUCCUCGUCAAAGAAGACUGCAUUUGAACACCAAAACUAACCGAAAAAGUAUAGUAAUAUAGUACAUAUAGGAAAAUAGGUAUAAAUAAAACUACACUUGUUUGAGAGAUUUGAAACAUGAGUAGAGAUUGCAUAGUUAGCUUAAAACAUUCUUUUAUCUAAACUACUUGUCUAGGUUUCAAUAUAUCAUAUUGUAAAGUUUUUAAUGCAAGUACAGUGAGUACUAUUGAAAUAUAAUAUGAAAUUAAAUACUGAUUAUUAUUUAUUAUUUAUAUUCUUAUUUCAUUUCAAUUUAUUUCUAAUGGAAAUGCAUUUGUUGGAAUAAAAAACUGAUAUUUUUUGAAAAAUUGUUCUAGUAUACCAAUAGUGGAGUCAUUUGAAUAACCACUAAAAUGCUGAUGAGAUCCUUUUGAAAUCAUUAAACCAAUUUGCAUGAAAUAUAUCACUCAAUUGCAAUCAAUAUUAAUAUUUCUAAGAUUAUCGGAAAAUGUGCUGUGAAUGUGAUCAAAAUAAAAAAAAAUACAUACAAUACACACAGAGCAUACAAUAUUUUUUUUUAUAUUGAUUACAUUCGCAGCCCUAAUAGACUAUAUACAGUAUUAUUUUCAAAUUAACAUUAACAAGCAUUUUCCGAUAAUCUUAGAAAUAUUAAUAUUUAUUGUUUCUUCUAAAUCUAUUCUCAUUGGUGAUUUAGAAAUACAAAAUAAGAUGGUAUAUAAACAGAAUUAGGAAUUUUGAAAUAUUAUCAAGCUUUGGUAGGCUAAUAGGAAUAAAUUAAAUCAUAAGCAUACAUUUGAGACUCUGUAUAUUAAAGUGAAAUAUUGUAUAUAAAUUUGAAAUUUCUCAAAUCUCUAUAAACACUAAAUUAUAAAUCUGUACAAAAAAUUUUGGAUUUCCAGUUUUUCAUUCCAUUUAUCUGAUGCAUUUGUUCUUGAACAAUACCAAAUGAAUUUGUUUUAAAAAAGUGAAUGGACUUUGAAGACAUUACUAAAUUUGGAUCUGAUUAUUUUUCUUUGAUAAUUCUUCUCUGGAACUCUUACACAAUCUCAUAGUAAAUAUCAGUAAUCCAUGGAGAGAACUCUAGCUUUAUAGAUAUAACAAUUCUAAAUGACAUAAGGCUCUGACAAUUUUAGUUAAAAAUUUGUGAAAAAGCACAAACUUCAUUCUAAUGCUCAUAUCUUACCAUCAUUUAGAAACUUUUCAUUUAGAAGAAAUAUAAAUUAUUAACAUUUAAAGAUCAAAAUGUGGUUCGAUAAAAUAUUCAAUAUGCUCUAAAAAUGAUCAAUUAUAUAUAAGUUAAAUUAACUUAUUACAAUAGUUAUUUAUUGAUUAACAUGCAGGAUAUAUUUAUUUUAUACCUAUUUUCUGAGUGAAUUAAACUGGUACUAUUUAGUGAAAUUGCUUCCGCUAAAAAUUAUAAGUUGUUUGCUCCACUUCGGGUGCCUCGAUUGGAUAAAAAAUUGAAAUAAAACAAUUAAUUUGAGAAGAUCUGCUAUCAGAACAAAACAACAAUUAGACUGUUUCAAACUAUGAUUAAUUGAAUAAAUCAACAAAUCACCUUUAAUUUGUACCCUACUAGGGAUACAGGUGUUUUCAAUGACAUCGACAGAUGACCCUAUAAGUACAUCUAAUAAAUCAUUUUAUUUGAGUCCUGAGUUUUAUUUUACUAGCACUCAAAUGGUUUUAUAAGAAAAUUAAAUAAUUGUUUUCAUUCAGAAUUUCUCGAAAGUUAUGAGCAGGUGUUCUACCUUUUGAGACUGAAAUGUUUUAACCGGCCAACCAAAUUCGUUUAGUACCACAUCUGUUGGUUAAAGAAAAUUUUCCUAAAAUUGAUAUCCGAACAAUGGUUUAUGAAGGCCAAAAUUACCAAUAUUGCAGUCUGCUCUUGGAAUCAUUGAAAACAUCUAAAGGGGUGACAAUGAAAUGAAACUGAAAUGUAGGUGAUAUUAGAACUUAUACAAAUUGUUUAUUAUUAUUCAUAUUUUUUUAUAAUUAAAUUAACUUAGUACCUAAUAAAAAAUGUGAUACAAAUAUCACGGAACAUUAUUAAUUGCAACAGACCAACAGAUACUCCGCCUAUGAUUGCAUGAAAACAUUGUUGCAAUUGAUUAACAAGUUAGAUUUUGUAAUCCUAUUCUUUAAUGAAAACAGCCCACAAUGAUGUAUACUGUGUUAAUAUUUCUCCAAAUUUCUGCAUAAAAAAAGGUUUUUGGAAUUUUGUACUGAAAUAUAAUAAUUAUUUAUGUAAAAUUGCUCAUUUGCCCAAUAUGGCACUUAGAAUUUUUGAUUGGAAUAUAGUUUUUUAAUAACAAACUCGAAAUAAAAAUUAGUCAGCAGUGAGUACCAUGUAGUAAAUUAACCUUAAGAAUUAAGUUAUAAUUAAUUUCAGACUUUAACCAACAAUAAAUAUACCAUAUAAUAAAAUGCAGGAUUUUUCAUUAUGUAUUAUGUAAUAAAUGUAAUGAUUAUGUGUAUACACAAUAAAUGUAGUAGUGUAAAUAGAAGGUGUCCCUAAAACAAGGAAUAUUUGAAUUAAAUAGAGAAAAAAGCUGUUAAUCAUUAGACUACUAUAUUUAUUAAAUGUUAAAUCAAUUGAGCUAAUUUAAUUUGUAUGUUCUGAUUGCAAAAAUUGUUUUAUUAUAUCUUUUAUAAUACAGAAACAUCUUGACCGCUAGUUUAUUAUAUAAAUGUAUUGCAACUAAUAAUGAUUUUAGAAGUGGAAUCAACUUUGACUCUACCUUUUUCUGAGUUGUUUAUUUUAUGAAGGUAUUCUGACAUGUGAAGCAAUAUUUAAUUUAUUAACUGUUUCUUUUCUGAUUAUCCAAACAACUAAGCCUUCCAUUACUAUGUGUAUUUGUUAUAAAUGAAUGUAAAAAUUGGCGUCAAUUUUAUUAAUUGUUAAGCUUCAGAUGUAUCUAUUUCGUGUGUGCUCUUUGUGUAUUGUGUGAAUUUCGUGGGAAUUUGUGUGUACCUAUAGAUGUUAAUUGAAAAAUAAUGUGAAUAACUUGUACACAAUAAUAUUCAUAAACUCAAAAAAUUUAUUACAAAGUGGCCUUGGUUAAAUGUAUAUUAUUGAUUGGAAAUAGGUUUUAAUUUAUUAUUGUGGUGAGAGUUUCCUGACUAUUGGACAUAUUACUGUACAAAAAUACUGUCACUUUUAAGCAUUUAUAAUAAAACACUUAUUGAGUUAGAAUAACGAAAGUUUUCCAAUUAGCUUCAAUUAGAUAAUGUAUUUGAAAAGUCAAGUCUGUUCUAUUUUCACUGGCAUUUGAACUCUCAUUAUAUUACAAAUCUACGAAAAUUUCAAACGAGCAAACACUUUUGGUAGUAUUUUUAAGUUUACUUUUAGAGUUCAUUCCUUUCUACCGUCCAUAACACUAUUUAGUAGUGAUGUGACUUUGUUUACAGUGGGAAUAUAUUUCGAGUGGUUACAUAAUUUUAAAGCUUAAAUUUUCCAAUUAUAUUAUCUAUUAAAAUAGAUUCUCUUGAAGGCUCAUCAUGUUCAACGAAUCUAAAUAAAUAUAUUGAGGUUGAGUUAUUUUUAAUUUAGAUGUUUUCUGCUCAUUAUAAGUAUAUAUGAAAUAAUUUGAUAUUUUACAGGAACAAUUCGUUCAAUUACAUCAAAUCUUAUUAAUUGAAUAAAAUAUUAAUCUCAAUUAUCUAUACUUCUUAUUAAAAUUAAUUUGUUUGGGACUCUUAUCUACACCAAUUAUCUACUUUUCACUAAAGCACCAUACAGAACAAUGAAUUCAUUCCAAACCAUUGAAGGUUCAUUAAUUAUUGGAUGUAUCAAAGCUUGUUAAAGUAUUCUAUUAUCUAUCAAAGUUCUAAUAUUUUGUGUAUGUUGGUAUCACUUUAUUUAUGCACAAAGAGAACUUUCAUUUAUAUGGUGAAUUUACCAAAGUUAUCAAUUUUUUCUGAUUUUUUUCUAAUUUUGUUUUGUGUAUUAAUGUCUCAACUUUUCCUCUACUUUCAAUAAUCUUGAAAUUAUUUUUUACUCACUUUCCUCGUAUAUCAGAACACAUUAAAAGUUAUUUUUUAAAAAGAUACAGAGCACAAUUUUGUAGAAUCUCUCCAGUGGAGGAAACGGUCAGGAUUGUCAUUAAAGUGUAAUCAACCAAUUUUAGAAUUGUUUUAAUCCCCAGCUUUUAACAAUCUUUGAGAAUUCUAUAAGAGAGCAGAAACAUUUACUUUGCUAUUUAUUCUCGUCUAUAUUAACAAGUUCGAAUUGUUGAUUUAAGGACUAAGCAAAUUUUAAUUAUGACGGUAUAAAGAACUUUUAUUUUGUAAUAAUGUCCAAUUCUUGAAAACCAAUGUUGAAAUUAAGUUUCUCGUUUAUUUCCAUCAAAAUAUUUUAUGUCUACCUUACUACUUAUUAGUAUUUGUGUGAACCAGUAUUCACGGUAUAGAAGUUCAUAAUGAGUACAAUUGAAUUUCUGUUUUUCAUUUUAUGAAAUGUGUAAUUAUUAUUUACAACAUUCCUCAAAAUGGUGCUGACAGUGAUAAAAGAACAGAUAAUAGCUCAAAAUGAAAUGAGCUAUUUUUUACAAUAAAAAGUGAAUUUUCAGUGUUUUGAAAUUUUAAUUAUUGUAUUUCCAUCAUAAUAUAUUUGUUUGUAACUAAUACCCUUAAAACUCAAUAGACUUUGUAGUUACUAAUUUUUGUUAUACUCAUUCACAAAUAAUUUCAAUUCCAUAUAAUUAAUUUGUUUUUUGGUGGUACAAAAUCUUGAUGAUAUAUAAAAAUAAAAAAGGAAUUUUUAUUAAACAAGGACUUUAAAGUAUUGUUUCAUUAGAUGUGAUGUUAUAUGUUAUCAAAAUCGUUUCUAUAGGUGUACUUUUUAUUAUUAAUCAUAGACCAAAUUAUACCAUUAACAAUAUAUAAAUAUGAUGGUUUAACCUGAUAUUUGAUAUCUGUUACUAAGAUCACUCUUAAAAGUUGGUUGUUAUAUUGUAUUUCAUAUAUUAGCAACUUUUCCAGUUUAAAUAGGUGGUUAUUGCAUUUGUUCAAAUUUGUUUAAAAUGAUGCCAAAUAAUAGAUGUAUGGAACAUUUUUAAUUUUAUCUGAAAAAAUAUAAAUUGAUAUCAAUUCAGUAAGAUCCUGAACUAUCAACAGUUAUUUUUUAGUAUAUAUAUUUUGUGAAUUUUUUGGUAGAAAUAGUUUUGGAUUGGUCAAACCGCAUCUAUCUCAGUAAAUUUUGCAAACAUUCAUUUAUUCCAAUAUUAUCUAUAAUAACAAAAUAUUACUGUUGUAUAUUCAAUUUGAUUAAGCUAUUAUUAAAUUUUUCAGAAGUUGUGGGAUUUUAUAUACUCAGAUUGGUCGUACAGUGUCGCUGAGAUUGGGGUGGGAAAUUUUUGGAUGUAAUUAAAUUAUUCGAGCCACAUUGAUAUGCAUUAAAAAUAUUUUUCUUUGUGAAGUCACGUUUAAUAUAUAUAACAUUAACCUGUAUCCGAGAUUUCUUGAACCCUGAAAAAUACUAGUGUUAUAUGUAUAGUAAAAAAUCACUUGCAAAUCUUGAAAAGAGUCUGGUUUAAUAAGUCUGGCUCUUGGCUAGAAAGUAUAAACAGUAAAAUAAUAAUAACAAUUUUUGUAUGCAAGGAACAAACUCAUAAUCGAGUUGCAUUGACAGGUACCCGAUGACUAGAAGGUUAACAUCUUUAUGCCUGUUUCCUAUUUAGAUUCAUUUGUGGUGUUGUAAAUCCGUUGUUUUGUCCGAUUAUAAAACUUUGGAUUUUUCAAAGAUUAGAAUUUGACAAUUAUGAAAAGUUCUGUAUUGUAAUUUGUAAGGUAUAACAUCACAUAGUUCUCUUUUAAUUAUUCAAUUAGAGAAAUAGUAAAAUUUUCAAAAUAAUGUACGGAACUAGGUAUUGUAACUAUGACUUAUAAACAUAAUCACGUUAAUAGUUAGCUGUUGAUUGGAAGUUAAGAGUUAAGGGAAAUAUAUUGUGAAACAGGUCAAAUAAACUUAGUUUAAGUUCACAAUUGCCAUUAUGAUUAUUUCUUCAUAAGCUUAUUCAUUCAAUUCAAUUCUUUCGAGUUGGAAAACAAGUUAUAUAAACUCCAUUAUUUGAAAUACAAAUUUAUAUAUUAUUUUUAUGCAGAGCAAUUAUAUAAGGUAUAUAAGUUGAGGACGUGAAAAUAUAAAUUUGGUAAUAUAGUAAUUUUAAUUUAUUUAUUAUGGAGAAAUAUAGAUUCUAUAUAUUAAUGUGAAUUAACUACUUCAUUAGUUUUAUAUCAUCAUAAAACAUAGUUUCAUUUAUAUAUUCAUUUAUUUAUAUCAAAGAUGUUAGUAAGUGUUACUGAUGCACGUAAUUUUAAGUAGUCCAGUGUGAGUGAAACCAUCUCUGAUAUCAUUUCACUAUUGACUUGAGAUACCCCUAACCUUACCAAAUUGAGAAAAUUUUGAAACAGACGUACACAUAUGCAAAAUCCUUGUUUAAAGAUAUCAUCGUUUCUCAGAUGUUCAAAAAAUCUACUGUGAAAAAUGUUGAAAAUUUGCAGAUUUGUUUCUUGCAAAAUUAUUAUUCAGAGAUAUAAUUGCUUUUCAGAAACUCAAAUAUCUAGUGUAAAUUUUUAAAAUUUUCAGAUGUCUUCUUCAGUUAAAAUACUAUCAAUAUUUACAUAUAUUCAUAUAACCAAUAAAAGUAGUAGAUGCUUUAUUUAAUUAGAUCAUUCAAUCUCAAAGCGACGAAUUAAAAGGGAGAAGUGAUCACAUUUUACUUAAUAACAAUAAAGCACAAACUUCCCAAAAGUAUUAUAAAGUUGAGAUUCUGGAAAACUUUUGUGUAUAUUACGGUAUAAAUAUUCAACUGUAAUUUUUUAGGCUAGUAAAUAAUCACUAGUCAGAUUUUUAUACCAAAAUCUGAAAUAGUGGCUCAUAGUAUUAUUUCUAGUUUCUAUUUUUCUAUUUAAACAAUGUUAUACCAUUUUAAUCAAGUAGCCACACUGAAACUCACCAAAAUAAUGUGAUUGGUGUGAACAGUUUGUUUUUGAUAGAUUUUGAUUGUUUUCAGUAACAAAAAUUAUAUUGUUAAUGUGAUUGAAUAUUGAAUAGGUGAUUGCUUAAUAUGUAUACUUAUAUUUUCGUUUCUUAAAUGUCGAAAGUUAAUACUUUAUAAAUGAUGAAGUAUAUAAUAGCAUAAUUGUCAACCUAAAAUUAUGAUUGUUGGGAAGGUAUAAUGAAAGGUAAAUGCGCAAUAUUAGUAUUUCCUUUUAAUUUUAUAAGAAUUGUACAGUACAAUCUAAUACCAUUGGCAAUAUGAUUUUUGUUGUAAUCACAAGGAAUCCCUAUAUUUGCAGUGUGCAGAUUGUAAAAUAUUAAUUUAAGUUGGUUAUUUAAGACUGAAAACAUGAAAUAUGUAUUUGUAUAUUUUUUUCUUCCCAUUUUGUAAGCCCACAGAUUGUUUUUUUGUUUUUAAAACAUAUUUAUAUAUAAAAUAAAUGUAAAAUAGUGAA